AUUUGGAUAAGUCUUCAUGCUGCUGUAGGAUGCAUGGAUUGAGGCCAGUAGGGGUCGCUCGCUUUCUGGUCAUGUGGUUAGGAAAUGCACCUGCUGGCGCGCAUGAUCCCCAAACCAAAGGCCAAUCCGGCAGAAGCGGUCAGAUGUCAAUUAAAGUCAGGACGGGCGGCUGUGGCGCUGCUCUUGUUCUGAGGGCAGCCUGGCCUGUGGCGCGCGGGCUCCGCUCUCCACGCCGCUGCGCUAAUCCGUUUAUGGAGCACCUGGGACCGUGGACGGCAAUAACAUGCGCUUAUCCGUCGCCACCGCGAAACACGCACAUCUGAGCACAGCAAUGCGAUAAUGCACACAUCCCAGAGGACCAGAGGGCCACUAUACCCCCUGAUUGAACUGUCGACGUCUCUGGGUUGAUAGCUCUAAGAUGACAGCCAGCGUAUUUGUCACAUUAGCCUGAAGGAGAUCAGACAAAAGCGGACGAGGACAUUCUCGUUUUUAAUGACUACUUCAGUCUGUUUUAGCAACAUUUUUCUUUUCUUUUCUUUUAUUUUUUAGUAUUUUAUAGUGAAUUUGAACUCAUUUCAUAUGUUCAGAAUGCGUUCUGUUUGAACAGUUGUGAUAGUUUAUCUGUUUGAUUGAUCAGGGUUCUCUCUGAAUGAACGGGGGCCUGUUUGACUGACGUGAGUUUCUCAAUGAGCUCCUGCAAAGAAAAGGCACUUCAGUGACUGCGGGGAACAGAGGAGGAGCAUCUGAAUGUGAGAUGGAGAGAGUGAGAGAGAAAUGCGGAGUAAUGCAAGAGAAUGAGUGGGAUGGAUGACUAUAUUGAAUGUCUCUGCGUUAUAAAUAACGCUUCUUCACAAUUGUAUUCGUCUCCACAGACAGCUUUUACGGCACUCUCGGCGUCAUACCCUGCUGAGACCCCCGCAAGCUGCUCCUUUCAUUCUGUAGAGACUCUACUGUCCACAUGCAUACAAUAAAUACCUCUGUGCUGUGCAGCUUUUUUUUUUUGUUUUUUUUGUUGGGGGGGGUUACGUGAAAGUUGGGGUUUGGAGAGGAUUCGUGUUCAAUACCAAUAGAUAAAAGACGGUUGUGGCAGAAGAAAGCAAGAUGGAGCAGCUCGGCAGUGUUUCCCAGCUUGUUCCUGGAAGCUUCCCAACUCGUCCCAGGGCUUUUUGGAUGUCUACCUUAUCUGACGCUUCCCUAUUAACCAUUUAUGAGUUUAACAAGGUGCAUUUGAUAAGCAAGACAUCCAAAUUGUCUACUUGUGGACAGCUUCCGGGAACAGAGUCAAAAACCACGUCUCCAAUCCACUGCAUUGAACAAAACUGAAAUGUUAUCAAUUACUUGAAGAGAACGUCAGUAUUAUCUUCCAGAUUGUUCUCAGCAUCACCGUUUAUGUCUGAGGGUGUUAUCGGUGACACAUCCCCUUGAACUCCCGAGGUCACGGCACAAGAAAGUUUAAGGAUUUGGACCAAUCAGAAGGCCUUCUCAAGUCUUUAGACCCUCCCUCUUUGACCAAUCACAGUCGUCGAUGGGUAGAAGGAGCCAGCAACUCAACAACUGAUAAAAUGUUUCGCCACUGAUCACCGUUCCAAUUCUCAACAACAAGUGUGUCAACAACAACGGAACGAAGCUCUGAGAGUUUUAUCUUCCAAACUGCGUUGAGAUAAACCACAAUUGAAAACCUGGAUAUCCGUGAUUAACUUCCGAGGACUGGCGGCGACGUUUUGACUUUUGAAGUUGACUUUUCGUUUUCAGCUGAAGACUUGAUACUUCAGCAAUCCACUGACACUUGAAGAUCAGCGCUUCUCCUUUGGGAUAACUUCGGUUUAUUCAUCAAGUGCUCCGUGCACCCGUUUCUUUCUUGCAGAGGAGAUAUGACCGCAUUAGCGGGGGGCAUUUCCAGGAUGAUGCGCCCCACGCCACCCCAGAACUACCCGAGAGGAGGCUAUUCCUUGGAGGUCUCAACGCCGUUAGGUCAGGGCCGCGUGAACCAGCUCGGCGGAGUCUUCAUAAACGGACGCCCUCUGCCCAAUCACAUCCGCCACAAGAUAGUAGAGAUGGCCCAUCACGGGAUACGACCGUGCGUCAUCUCCCGACAGCUGCGCGUGUCGCACGGAUGCGUGUCCAAAAUUUUAUGCAGGUACCAGGAGACCGGAUCCAUUCGGCCCGGUGCUAUUGGUGGCAGCAAACCCAAGCAGAGCACAACUCCCGAUGUGGAAAAGAAAAUCGAAGAAUACAAAAGAGAGAAUCCAGGGAUGUUCAGCUGGGAGAUUCGGGAUAAACUUCUGAAAGAUGGGAUCUGCGAUCGAAAUAACGUGCCCUCAGUGAGUUCCAUCAGCCGCAUGCUGCGCUGUAAAUUUGGUGGAAACGGAGAUGAAGAUGAGGAUGAUGAUGAAGUGGAAAAAAGAGAGAUCGAGGAAAACGAAAGAAGAGCCAAACACAGCAUCGACGGGAUUCUCGGCGACAGAUCAAGCCACUCAGACGAGGGUUCAGAUGUGGACUCAGAACCGGGUUUGCCGUUAAAGAGGAAACAGCGGCGCAGUCGGACCACGUUCACAGCUGAGCAGCUGGAGGAGCUGGAGAGAGCUUUCGAACGCACCCAUUACCCUGAUAUAUACACCAGAGAAGAGCUCGCUCAGAGAGCUAAACUCACCGAGGCACGAGUACAGGUUUGGUUCAGUAAUAGAAGAGCUCGCUGGAGGAAGCAGGCAGGAGCCAAUCAGCUCAUGGCGUUUAAUCACCUGAUACCUGGUGGUUUCCCACCCUCUGCGAUGUCGAGUCUUCAGCCCUAUCAGCUGGCGGACAGCCCUUACCCUCCCUCAUCUAUCUCACAAGUAUCGGAGCAGCCCAGCACUGUGCACAGGCCUCAGCCUCUUCCCCCCACCUCAGUGCAUCAGACUGGGCUUGGCAGCGGACCGGGGGCCCAGGAGGGAAGUUCGGCCUACUGCCUCUCCUCUGGACGUCAUGGUUUCUCUAGUUACUCUGACGGCUAUGUGGGCGCGCCGGGCCACGCAAACCCAGUGAACCCCACCAUCAGCAACGGCCUCUCAUCACAGGUGAUGGGGCUGUUGAAUCCGGGUGGAGUGCCGCACCAGCCGCAGAGUGAUUUUGCCCUCUCUCCGUUGACGGGCGGUUUGGAGCCCAGCACAGGCAUGGCUCCCAGCUGCCACUCUUCUCAGAGACUGGAGGCUCUGCCAGGCCUGCCCAGCAUGCCAACUCUGCCCAGCUCUCAGUCCUACUGCCCCUCCAGCUACAGUUCACCCGGGUACAGCGUGGACCACGUGGCGUCUUACCAGUACAGCCAAUACGGGCAGAGUAAGGUGCCUUUCAUUAUCUGAAACCCAGCAUUGACUGAAUGAAGACAGACAGGAAGGAGAUGAAGAGAUCUAUGGAUGGUCUGACCGUAAACUCUUGCACUUGAGCUCUCCUUCACCUCUUGAAUGUUUGACCAAAAUGACCAUCCAUCCUCAAACUCCUGCUCGAGGAGCGCUGAGGAGAGGCCAGCGGUGCCGGCGGUCCUCUCUUAACGCCUGUGGGUCCAAAGUGCAACAGAGUUGUUUUUACGAGGGGGAUAUUGCGGGUGGGCUUGGGUUGGGUUUAGAACCAGGACUGAGAACGGGUUAGUUUGACCAUUUAGACCUGGAGGAAACAGCCUCUCCAUAUUUCCAUCUCAUUUUGGAGCAGGCAACAGCAUCACACGCUCUGACGACACUUGCCGCCUCCUUCCCGAAGAGCGACAAGCCAUGGGACUCGAGGAGGACAAAGGGAAAGGACAAAAAAAGGACAAAUAAACAACUCAAAGACUGAGACUGUGCUUAUAAACAGCAUGGAAUGGCAGGGAAGAGUGUGGUGCCAUACUCUGAUAUCAGCUGUCCACUGACGGACGCACUUUAGUGGCUGGUCUAUGACAACUCGACAGUGACUCUUUGUUUGAGACACAUCUUGUUUGACUUUGUUGAUAUUUUCAGGAAAUAAGGGCUUGGAAAAGACAGGUGUGCCAACUUUCCUUAUUUCUCAUUCAUAAAUAAAUGACUGAAUACACAAAAACAUGCUCACAUUUGGCACAGCACUCUCAGGUCCUCUUCAUAGAGAGAAAGAGGGUGACCUAAACGGAAUGCACUCAAGUGUCCGAAGGCAUUUCACCAGCCCUCUGUAGUGCAGAUAGACUAUGUCAUCUGAGCACACACAAAAUAGCUUAUUAUGAGACAGACGUGAUGUUCAGAAUGGAAUACUAUUGUACUGCUUAUUGCAUACUGUAUACUACAGUAUAUAGUAAAAUAAUGCAAUGAAAAGUAGUAUGCUACCUUGCAAAUGCGGUUGCAUUUUUAAUCUAAUUUAGUGUAAAAACGUCUGAUGACGUGUCAAGAAAACAAAAAUAAAAUAUUUAAUUUACUGGUUACAGUGGAAUAGGAAAGUCAAGUCGAAUGCAUUGCAUUGUGGGAUAUAAUAUUGUGUAGAAGGUCGUCUAGUUAGUUUUGCAUGCAGAAACAAUUGCACACGAUAUGCAUAGUGCAUACUGAACAUUAGUAGUAUGGUAGUAUGCUAUUCUGAACAUUCAGAGAGACCCCCGAACCCAAGGAAAGUGCAAUACACACUCAAUACCUCAUAAACACUCAUCUGUUCUCACUUGCUCACGAAAAUCAUCUGUUCUUAAACUCUGAUUGUUUUUCAUGCAAAGAAAAGAUUCCAGAUGAUGCAGCGUUUCAUAAUGUCGAUGGAUGUCACCUUUAUUUUUACUCUGCAGUUUGGAGAAGAUCUGCAGAUGAACUUCUUUGUUCUGUCUCUGUAACAUAACGUUCUUGUCUUAUUUUUUACCUUGUUUUUAUACUUUCAUGUUUUUGUUGUUCCCGACUGCAUAUAAUUGUUGAUGGAUAAUGUGUAAAAUGCAGCACUAUUUACUAUUUAUAAGAAAAAAAUUAAUAAAUUGCAUUCAAGCUUAUUGUGUUUUUUAUAUUUGCCAUCUUUUUUUGCUUUCUCUUGUUUCCUCUUUCGCCUUUUUUUAAUAAUCUUUCUACAUUUGCUUGUGGGAAUAAACAACAAAUUGCAUUAUUUUCCUGGAUCAUGUUUAACAUUUUCAAAAUCAUUCUGCACCUGUAUAAAAUAACAAAACCAUGUAUGAAAUGCUGUUUUAGGAAAAUUAGCAUGACCGUUCACAAUAACUAUCAGAUUUAUUCAGCCUUCAGCUUCACAGAGCACUUUUAUUCAUUUAGAAAUAUAUUCAGUUUCAUAAAAACACUCUUUCAUGACAAAGUCCUUCU
Onychostoma macrolepis is the source of this 5255-nucleotide messenger RNA. RefSeq names its product paired box 3a (gene pax3a). The transcript is spliced from 10 exons. Gene Ontology annotation, biological process: regulation of transcription by RNA polymerase II; anatomical structure development. Gene Ontology annotation, molecular function: RNA polymerase II cis-regulatory region sequence-specific DNA binding; DNA-binding transcription factor activity, RNA polymerase II-specific. The coding region runs from base 1872 to 3335 and encodes 487 amino acids. Lineage: Eukaryota; Metazoa; Chordata; Actinopteri; Cypriniformes; Cyprinidae. The record is from RefSeq and is a predicted model, not a curated record.